Messenger RNA from Linum trigynum, 3913 nucleotides. Lineage: Eukaryota; Viridiplantae; Streptophyta; Magnoliopsida; Malpighiales; Linaceae. The record is from the annotation of a GenBank genome assembly.
GUUUUAUAGUUCACUUUUAUCAAUAUCACUUCAAAAAGUUAACUUCUCUCAAUAUUUAUUACAUUUAUCUUUUUAUUUUAUUUUUUUAUCCGUUAUUUUUCUAUCAUCUCUUGUCUUCUCUCUCGUUCACCACCACCAUUGACCACUGUCCAACAAUCAGUUCCUUCUUCAACGGCAAUUUCUCACCCCCUCCCUCUCUUUCUCUCUCUAUCUCUUCAACAACGCGGAGGAAGCUAGCUGUAUAUUUCAUUUUCUUCUUUUCUUUUCAAAACUCAGAUUUCUCACCUCCAUGCAACCGGCGGAUGAACCUUUUUCACCCAGAUCUCAUAAUAUAUCAAUUAAUCAAUAUGCCGAGUUUCGACGGUGCGACAUUGGAGUAGAUUAAAGGUGGGGAGAACGAAGUGGUGGCGGUAUUGAAAGAAUGGAUAAAAAAGGGCGAGGGAAAGGAAAGGGUAAAGGGGAGCGCCGCUGCGCCGGGGAUUUCUUCCGGGCGGGUUCAGAAGACAGAGGCGAGACAGGAGGGCCAGGAUUUCUUGGACGGUUGAGAGAGGAAGUGAAAAAAUGAGAAUGACUGAAAAACCCAUCCGCAAUGUGCGGACUGUGCAGGAGGUGCUGACGUGGCAAAACAGCUUUUUUGACAUUGCCUUAUAGUAUUUUGUAGAUGUCCAAUGUCUCGUAAAACUAGAUUUUUUCCCGUUUUCCAAAAAAUUGUCAUUGAAUUCCACUCGAUAAUUUCUAGCAAUACCGAACCCUGCUUUCGUAUAGUUUGAUAUUGGCUUGUUAUACUCUCAUCCAUGAAUAAGGUACGAUGAGAAAUGUAUGCAAAAAUUAAAUACAAGUAUGGAGAUAGAGUGAUCAUAAAUGGUCGAACACCCACGUCCAUCAGUUUGAUUACCAUCCCUACUCAAGUGUGAUAACAAAGGUAGUGCGAUAACUAGUUUUUUCGUUCAGAUCCGAGUCAAACAGCACAACGCGUUAACUACAAGUCUAGAGAUAGACAAGAGAUCAUAAAUGGUGAGUGAAUGGGGAUAUAGAUAGAGACAAACAGACUUCUCCAACGCAACACUAGCUAGCCUAACAGAACCACGGGCUUCAGCUCCCCUCUAAGGGGAACUCCUUUAACUGUCCAACUCCGGCGUCGCCAUCGGUGUUCGUGUUACAGGCACCGCUCGUCGAACCCUUGACUGCUCAAAGAAUAGAGAACAGAAAGAAAUUCAGCUCAAAAUUGAAGCCACAUGUAAAGAAACUUCACAAGCCGGAGGAAAGAAAUUCAGUCAUUAAGCAAUUGAAACGAAACAAAGGAGAAAGAUGUAGCAAAUACGAACCCACCACCAGUUGUUACGCUGAUUACUUAGUUAACAAAGGCAAUAGUGCUAAUUUCGAUACACAUAUGUUCGAUACGGAGGAUCCAAAUCUAAAUAGAUGGAUCAUGUAUGAUGUAAUGGGCAUGGACCAAACCAGUUUCACUUCGUUACAACUCUUGCGUCCGUCUUUCUUUAAAAAAAAAAAAAAAUACAGAGAUCCCCAAUUCCAUCGUGCGUUCCUCCCUCCCUCUCUCCCUAGGGUUUCCUCUUCCCAAUCCUUUUUUCCGGCGACCAUGAAUCCCGAUCUCCCGAUCCCGAGCCUCGGCUACGAUCCCCACCCACAAACCCCGCUGCUGCCUACGGAUGUAUCAUCGAGCGUCGUCGUUGAAUCGGCUCCCGGAUCUGGCUCCUCCUCGAGCGAAACCGAGCUUGAAUCGAGUCCGAAGAGGCAGAAGAUCGAUGAAGAUGAUGGCGGCGACGUCAAGGGCAGUGGCGGCGAGGAGGAGGAAGAGUGGACUCAGACUAUGGGGAAGCCCUUAACCCGGUAUCCUAAAACCGAAGAAGACGAGAAGAAGAUGUGGCUCUUCUAUGACCAGGUUUUGGCUAGCGAGGGAUUCGACUAUGUCCAGCAGCCCCCGGUGGACGUCGUUGAAUACGGGGUUUUGCGGGUCAACAUGAAGAAUGCUGUGUGGAGCAAGCUUGUCCAUGAGUGUCUGGAUCACGUUGUCGACCAAAUGAACAAAUCGCCGGACGGGGGGUGGAAGUUGGUCGCUGGUGAUAUUGUGAAGGCCAAUAGGCGAGCUUGCCAGGGUUGUAUCUUCUUCAUCACAUUCAAAGCAACCAACUUUGCUGAUCCUAAAGAUGCUGCUGAGAAAGAAUAUGAAGCUCAAGUUUAUCGCAACUUUACUGGUGAGUGUAGGACGGACCUGUUCAGUGUGAAAGGCCAGAAGGAAGCGAUUCAAGAACGCCCCAACCGGUGGAGGAUGAGAAUGUGCUAUGGUUGUCCCUGUGACGGUCACUGUGGCUGUAAGUGAAGCUGGAGUUGGCAGUUACAUUAAGGAGUCCUCUUUUAAGGUGAUUGUGAGGCCCUUUGUCCUGCUAGGCUAGCUACUGUUGCAUUGGAAAGGUCGUCUAGCUAUGUGUUCGUGUCUCCAAACUGCUAGUCAAUGUUGUUGUUAUGAAUUGGAUUGAAACGGUGAACUUGUCGUACUGCCCUCCUUUAGUUAUCAACUUUAACUAUGUGUUUGUGUUUUUUGUUUCGAGACAAGAAUGAGAAUUCGAUGAUGACGGGUGACGACCUGUUCGAUUUUGGUAUGAGGAUUCAGUGGAUGGAUUUUGGCCAUUUGGGGAGAUUAGGGGUCGAAUUUGGGGGGCCCCCGAUAAAUCUCCUUUAAUUAUUGUGUACAUGUUUCUCGCACAUGUAGCUGUUCCAUAGUUAAUUGAAAUGAAACAAGAUGAAAUAUAGACAGCAAAAAGGAAUAUGACAACACAAUAACAGAAGUCAACCGCGUAUAUCAUAACUAACAAAACAGUAAUGGACAAUACCAUCUACUUAGAAACUUUAAGCCGAAAUAACUCGAUUGACAAAAUUGGGGGCCCACGACGAUUGAAAUGGUGCAUGAUGAAUUAAUUAAAAUUCUACGUCCCCUAGAUAUAUCAAUUAACUCACUCAUUCCAAUCCAAACAAGACGAUUACACUCGAUUAUCGAAACUAAAAUUCCCCGACUCUUAAACAUUUAUAUUACUAUAAUUAGAUCAAGUGAAAUAAUGCACACUAAAGUCCACUGGAAUCCCCAUCCCCUGAACAUUUCUAUUACCAUAACUAUACAGGCAAUUAAACUAAAUCCUCUACCAAUACUAGUCGACGUAACUAAUAAUAAUAGCUUAAUAAUAUAACAAUGAAGACCCAAAAUGGCAACAGUACAAACAAUGGGAGUUAAAACAGAUUCGUUUGGAUGUAACAUUUAGGUGAAUUACGUUAUUUCGGUCGUUUGGCUAACAAAAGGUAGAAUGUAUUAUUUCGGGACUCGUGGCAAUUGAAAUGAUGCAUAAUGAGUUAAUUGAAAUACCUCCUCUCCACACGACAUUUCAAUUAACUCACUCUUACUUUCAUUAAGUGGUGAAAUAUCACAUGUGAAUGUUCUAUACAAACAAAACACUUAGAGUCAAUUACUAUAUUCAAAGCGGAAACACCAAAUGAAAUGUUACUAUUAAAAUUAUACUGCAUUUUGAUUCAAAAUACCAUACAACCAAAACAAUGCGAUCCAUUACCUUCAUAAUCUAGUUCCCGGAUGGGACUCACCAAGAUCAAUUACAAUAAGAAUUAUGAAGUUUAUAUUCCUAGCUUUUAUUAGUUGUUACCAGCUUCAUUUUAUAGUGACAUGAAAUUAAAUGAUGGUGGUAUUAAUCAUGAACUUAUGAAUAAUUUUGAUUUUAUUUAAUCAUGAAAUUAUGAUGGUGUUUUUGAGAGAAGUAAGUUGCGCUGAGUAUUCAAUUGAGCAUAGGGCUGUUAAUUGGUUGUUAGAGAAUUGUAAAUCUUCUUUUCACAUGCUUCGCUUCAACUUUCGUUUUCAUUUUCUCAAAUUAAGAAAUGAAAUUAGUUGUCAUUC